This is a messenger RNA of Nanorana parkeri, 398 nucleotides long. It is a transcript of the gene HSPB7, whose product is annotated as heat shock protein family B (small) member 7. Gene Ontology annotation, cellular component: cytoplasm; nucleus. The transcript has 2 exons. NCBI's taxonomy places the organism in Eukaryota, Metazoa, Chordata, Amphibia, Anura, Dicroglossidae. The record is from RefSeq and is a predicted model, not a curated record. The coding region runs from base 28 to 318 and encodes 96 amino acids. Gene Ontology annotation, biological process: heart development.
ACAGCCGCCUCCGGACCUGCGCAGAACAUGAAGACCCUGGGGAACACUUAUCAGUUCGAGGUGGAUGUCCGAGAUUUCUCUCCGGAAGACAUCAUCGUCACCACAUCCAACAACCAGAUCGAGGUCCACGCUGAGAAACUCGCCUCCGACGGGACCAUCAUGAACACCUUCACCCACAAGUGCCAACUCCCCGAGGACGUGGACCCAACCACGGUGACCUCCGCCUUGGGCGAGGGAGGACUGCUGAUCGUCAAGGCCGAGAGGGUCCCGGCCAAGCACACGGACCACCAGACGUUCCGGACUGAGAUCAAAAUCUGAAAUCCCGAUGCGGAUCGUCGAGGAGGCGCUGGGUGCCAAGAUGGUGGCUCCAUGGGCUCAGAAUUAAAGGAUGCCCUCCC